AUGGCUCCGCCUCGGAAAUCUGGCGGGAAAGCCCCCAAAACGAAUCAUGGAUCUGAGAAGAACCUCAAACGCAAGCGCGGUGAGGAUUCGCUGUCUUCUCUCAUCCAGCGUGUGGAGGAUCUCGAUCUGAAAGGCUCCCUCAAAAACUUCGCCGAUCUACCACUCUCCGAUCCUACCGCUCGCGGCCUAACGGCUUCUCACUACAAGACAAUGACCGACAUUCAAUCUCGCGCCAUCAGCCAUGGCCUCAAGGGACGUGAUAUCCUCGGCGCAGCCAAGACCGGCAGCGGCAAGACUUUGGCCUUUAUUGUCCCCGUUCUCGAGAACCUAUACCGCAGGCAGUGGACGGAGUACGAUGGUCUCGGAGCCUUGAUUCUAUCUCCGACCCGAGAGUUGGCGAUCCAGAUCUUCGAAGUUCUGCGCAAGGUGGGACGGUAUCAUGGCUUUUCCGCCGGCCUGGUGAUUGGCGGCAGAAGUUUGCGCGAGGAACAGGAUCGAUUGGGUCGCAUGAAUAUUCUGGUCUGCACUCCCGGCCGUAUUCUGCAACAUUUAGAUCAGACAGCUAUGUUCGAGACAAACAACCUGCAGUUGUUAGUGAUGGACGAAGCAGAUCGCAUUCUCGACAUGGGUUUCCAGCACUCGGUGGACGCUAUCAUUGAUCACCUUCCGAAGGAACGUCAGACUAUGCUGUUCAGUGCCACACAAACCAAAAAGGUUUCUGAUUUGGCUCGUCUUAGUCUCCAAGAGCCCGAGUACGUGGCCGUCCACGAAGCCGCUGCUUCGGCCACCCCUACUACUCUCCAGCAGCACUACGUUGUCACUCCACUGCCCCAGAAGAUCGACACUCUGUGGAGCUUUAUUCGCAGCAAUCUCAAGUCCAAGACAGUUGUUUUCCUAUCUUCGGGCAAACAAGUUCGAUUUGUUUACGAAUCUUUGCGACACCUCCAACCCGGUAUUCCGUUGAUGCAUCUUCACGGUCGACAAAAACAAGGAGGACGACUUGACAUUACCACCAAGUUCUCCCAAUCUCAACAUGCCGUUCUCUUUGCGACGGAUGUUGUCGCGCGAGGUCUCGACUUCCCCGCUGUCGACUGGGUUAUUCAAAUGGACUGCCCCGAAGAUGCCGACACAUACAUUCACCGAGUAGGCCGCACAGCCCGAUAUGAGCGAGUUGGCCGUGCUGUUUUGUUCCUCGACCCAAGCGAAGAGAAGGGCAUGCUCCUGCGAUUGGAGCAGAAGAAGGUCCCCAUCGAACGAAUCAAUAUCAAGGCGAACAAGCAACAGAGCAUUAAGAACCAGCUGCAAAACAUGUGCUUCAAGGACCCCGAACUCAAGUACCUUGGCCAAAAGGCCUUUAUUUCCUACGUCAAAUCUAUUUACGUGCAGAAGGAUAAGGAGGUCUUCAACCUGAAGGAACUCCCGCUCGAAGAGUUUGCCGGCAGUCUGGGUCUGCCCGGUCCCCCCGGAGACGACACCAAGGAGCGCAAGAAUGCCUCAUGGAAAAUGGCUUCUAUGUCUAGCGAUGAGGAUGAUUCGGAUGCCGAAGAUAAGAAGGAUAAGAAGGACGAGCAACAGGUGCGCACUCGAUACGACCGCAUGUUCGAGCGACGAAACCAGGACGUGCUUGCAGAGCACUAUCACAAGCUUAUCAACGACGAUGGUACCAUUGUGGCUACUGGUGCUGGCAAUGGCGCUGGUGAGGAUGCCGACGAAGAUGCCGACUUCCUGUCGGUCAAGCGUCGCUUCGUCGCCGGUGAUGCCGGUCUUGACCAGGUCAACUCCGACUCCGAUUCCGAUGCGUCGGUUGCCAAAAAGGUGGCGAUCGACGGCCAGGAGCCGCUGGUCAUCGACUCGAAGCGCCGCGAGAAGCUUCUCAAAUCGAAGAAGAAGCUCCUCAAGUUCAAGGGCAAGGGUACAAAGCUCGUCUACGACGACGAUGGAAAUGCCCACGAGAUGUACGAGAUGGAGGACGAGGAGGAUUUCAAGGCUCGUGGCGAUGCCAAGGCACAGCGCGAGAAGUUCUUGGAGGGAGAGACCGAGCGUACGCGCCAAGCCGAUCUCGAGGACAAGGAGGUGGCGCGCGACAAGCGUCGGGAAAAGAAGGAGAAGCGCAAGGCCCGCGAACGAGCUCUUGCGGACGAGGAGGCCGACGAGGAGCGUGGUGCACAAGGAUUCCAGCUGCCCUACAUCGAGCCGAUGGAUCUCGGGACCCCACCCCCAUCCGAUCCCGAAUCGGAGCCCGAGAAGGAUACCCGACGCCCCAGCAAGAAGGUUCGGGUGUCCUUUGCCGAGCCGGAGUCCAGCGAGGAGGAGAGUACCUACAAGAGAGACAAGACCAAGAAGAGCAAAAAGAAGGCCGAGCCUCAGAUCGAGACUUUGGGCGAUCUGGAGGCUCUGGCCAGUGGUCUGCUGGGUUAA
Messenger RNA from Penicillium cosmopolitanum, 2418 nucleotides. RefSeq names its product RNA-dependent ATPase HCA4 (gene dbp4). Gene Ontology annotation, molecular function: nucleic acid binding; ATP binding; RNA helicase activity. The coding region runs from base 1 to 2418 and encodes 805 amino acids. Gene Ontology annotation, cellular component: nucleus. NCBI's taxonomy places the organism in Eukaryota, Fungi, Ascomycota, Eurotiomycetes, Eurotiales, Aspergillaceae. The record is from RefSeq and is a predicted model, not a curated record. The transcript is spliced from 2 exons. Gene Ontology annotation, biological process: rRNA processing.